AUGCUGCGCGUGUUCGGGGCGGCUUCUGGGGAGGAGCUGGCUGCGAUGUCUGUGGAGGAGGCAUCAGCAGGAGGAGGGGAUCAGAGGGAAGGGGAGGAGUGGAGGGAGAAGUGGGGAGGAGAGGAUGGAAGGCAGAGGUUCCUGCUCGAGGGCUCGCCACUGGACGAGACGGCUGCCUUGGAAUCGGCCGUUGAUUUGCAGCUGGUGCUGCUGCCCUUGUGCAGCACAUCGCCGUUGAGAGUGUCGAGCUUCAACGCCUCUGUACGGAUUGGCAAGUUGCCGGAAGUAGAGACUAUGUUGGCGAAAGCUCAGGAUCCGAACUGUGCAUCUCGGGACGGCGCGACUGCUCUUCACGAAGCUUUCUGGGCCGGGCAGGUUCGAAUCGCACACUUGCUUCUUGAGGCCAGGUCCGACACUGGUUUGGCCGACAAUGGUGGCCGCACUGCUCUCCACCUCGCAACGCAGGACAGCCUUUUGGAACUGGUUCGCUUGCUGUUGGAUGCUGCGGCUGACGGCUGGUGA
Molecule: messenger RNA, 522 nt
Organism: Symbiodinium natans
Lineage: Eukaryota; Dinophyceae; Suessiales; Symbiodiniaceae
Source: the annotation of a GenBank genome assembly